Messenger RNA from Monopterus albus (swamp eel), 2255 nucleotides. It is a transcript of the gene kcnj11l, whose product is annotated as potassium inwardly rectifying channel subfamily J member 11, like. Bases 196 to 1503 code for a protein of 435 amino acids. Gene Ontology annotation, cellular component: plasma membrane. The record is from RefSeq and is a predicted model, not a curated record. Lineage: Eukaryota; Metazoa; Chordata; Actinopteri; Synbranchiformes; Synbranchidae. Gene Ontology annotation, biological process: potassium ion import across plasma membrane; regulation of monoatomic ion transmembrane transport. The transcript has 6 exons. Gene Ontology annotation, molecular function: inward rectifier potassium channel activity.
GUACUCAGGUUUGACUUGACUGCGGUCCUGGCCUCGGGGUCAUAUGAACGUCCUGAUGGGUAAACGAUGGAGUCCGUGUUGUGUCUCACGUCGACAUAAAUAAAAUCGUCGGAAACAGCAGAGGUCUGUCGGUGUCCAGGUCGAGCCGCAGCUUCCUGAACAGUGUGUGUGUGUGUACACAGGCAGUGCAGCAUCAUGUUGGCCAGAAAGGGUGUCCUGCCUGACAGCUUCCUGUUAACCCGUAUGGCAGAGGACCAGAACCAGCCAAACCGCAGCCGCUCCAGAUCCCAGAGAGCCCGCUUCAUUACCAAGAGCGGCUCAUGCAACGUGGCACACAAGAACAUCAGAGAGCAGGGUCGCUUCCUGCAGGAUGUUUUCACCACCAUGGUGGAUUUGAAGUGGCAACACUCCUUCCUCAUCUUCACCUCAGCCUUUCUCUGCUCCUGGAUGCUCUUUGCUAUGGUCUGGUGGCUUGUGGCCUUCGCUCACGGAGACCUGGAGCCUCGUGACCCUGAUGCCGAGCCGGGCCCCAUCCCCUGUGUCACCGCCAUCCACUCAUUCACCUCUGCCUUCCUCUUCUCCAUCGAAGUCCAGGUGACCAUUGGUUUUGGAGGCAGGAUGGUGACGGAGGAAUGUCCUCUGGCCAUCACUGUGCUGAUCAUACAAAAUAUUUUGGGGCUCAUCAUCAAUGCCGUGAUGCUUGGCUGCGUCUUCAUGAAGACGGCCCAGGCCAACCGCCGAGCAGAAACACUCAUCUUUUCCAGAAAUGCUGUCAUUGCACCGCGAAACAGCCGGCCAACCUUCAUGUUCCGAGUUGGAGACCUGAGGAAGAGCAUGAUCAUCUCUGCCACCAUCCAGCUGCAGGUGAUCCGGCGGACAGUGACGGCUGAGGGCGAGGUUAUCCCAGUGUGUCAGCUGGACAUCCAGGUGGAGAACCCUCUGAGGAGCAAUGGCAUCUUCCUGGUUUCUCCUCUGAUCAUCAGCCACACCAUGGAAAGAGGAAGUCCUCUGUACGAGCUCUCGGCCCAGUCGCUGGCCUCCGAGGACCUGGAGAUUAUCGUCAUCCUGGAAGGGGUGGUGGAGACCACAGGGAUCAGCAUGCAGGCCCGGACCUCCUACACUCCUGAGGAAAUUCUGUGGGGGAGACGCUUCGUCUCCAUCAUCACAGAGGAGGACGGCCGCUAUUGUGUCGACUACUCUAAAUUCGGCAACACAGUUCCCGUCCGGAUGUCAUCUCUCAGCGCCAAAGAGCUGGAUCAGACCAGAGGAGUACAGGAAGGAGGGUCUGACGCCCACCUGCAGGGAUGGGGGUUAGUCCGAGCCGGCAGAGGAGGUUUCCGUAGAGGAGGUCGGGCCUGCGGAAGCUCCGCCCCUCAGCCCUGGUACGCCCAAUCAGAGAAACCAGAGCAACAGGUGGAGCAGAAAGGACAGAAGAAGGUGGUGCAGCUGGAAGUGAUUGGACGACAGAUUGAUGAGGACGGACUGGGAGACAUGAGUGACUGAAACAGGCAGUCUCUUCAGUCUCUGCAGGUUUGGUCUUCACACUGGUGUAGCCAGAGUAAACACUGUUGAUGGACAUUAUUCUCCUAUGAUGCAAUGCACAAAGGAAAAGAUGAGGUGCUCACAGCUGGAAAGAAAGCGACAGCUGGUGAACACAAGAAAAAAUCAUUGAUAAACACUGUUAUGUUCCUUUACUCAGUCUAAAUGGUGGUAAGGCUCUAAAGUCACAUUUGGUGCAGGUACGGUGUCAUUUCCUGUUGCUGUAAAGUGUUUUCUAUUAUAAAGGAUAAACCCCUGGUAAGAUGUGUGAAACAGGCCUCACUGCCAGUGAAGCAUGACUGGAGCAAUGCUGAACAGCACGUUCAUUACAUUUAUGUGUCUCAGUCUGGGGCUCCGUUGUAGGAGGUGGGGGCCCUUUACAUGCCUGUGCCCAGGGGCCCGUUGUUUCAUGACCCGUCCAUGUUACGAGCUAAACCUGAGACUUGGCUUUGGAGAUGAGGUUCUGCCUGCAGUUCAGUUCUCUGUGUAACUACAAAGGUAUUUAGCACAUUGUCAACAGUUAAUACGUCAUGUAUUUGGACAGUUUCCCAGCAGCUAGUGCACCAACCACCAAAAAACACCAACACACUAUUCACUACAGCAUCCAUCAAACUGGGACACUGGAAGUUCGCUUCGCAAACACAAAGUCCUUCUUAAAAAUCUAUUACUAGUUGUGUUUUCUCGGAUUUCUCUGGAGCUGUUUCACACCGUCCGCC